Trametes versicolor FP-101664 SS1 is the source of this 1935-nucleotide messenger RNA. RefSeq lists its product as uncharacterized. The coding region runs from base 1 to 1935 and encodes 644 amino acids. The record is from RefSeq and is a predicted model, not a curated record. The transcript is spliced from 3 exons. NCBI's taxonomy places the organism in Eukaryota, Fungi, Basidiomycota, Agaricomycetes, Polyporales, Polyporaceae.
AUGGUCAUCACGUCCCCCAACAUGGACUACGUCCCGCAGUAUCCAGUCGAGAGUUACAUCGUCCAGACGUUUGCGGACGGUCGCUGGGGGGUGCAUGAAUACUCCCGGUGGCCUCAGAUGCUGCUGCCGGAGAUGAUGCACGUGGCAUGCAUUCCUCGCAAGGAACUGGCUGACGCCUCUCGCAAGAUCCUGUGGGAGGAUCUACGGCCGGAUGUCCAUUGGACGGAGGACCCAGAGACCGGAGUGAAAGGCCUCGGCUUCUUGAAGAAGGAGACGCGGGACGCUCUCGCUGACGCAGCGGAACUGAUCCUGGCGACGACGGAGGCUCACUGCAGAGGUACGGAGCCCAUCCGAGCGCACUGUCGCUUCAUCAGGAUGAUUCUCCGCCAAGUGGUCGAUCGAAUGAAGCAACUGCCGUCCACCAGCGGCAUAGCCGUGGCGGUAGGUGCACACGUUCAGCGGCUGGGUUUGGAGCUCGAAGGGAUCUUGGCGUACCUCGUCUGGUUCGAGCCCCGUCUCCUCGGAACCACCAACUACUCCCAUGACGUCCUCCCCGUCCUCGGCGCAUUCGUCCGUGAAGGCACAGAUGCACAGACGUGCGUCCGUAUCGGCCUCCCUACGUGGUUUCUGCAGCCCCUGACGCACCAGGUGCGGGUGUGGAAGAUCGUCACCGCGGAGUCGGUCGACGAGAGAGUGCCCCUCUCUCAUCCCCCCAUCUUCCAGAAGAAACAGGCAGUCGCUGGCGUUCUGAAUCUCACCAGCAACUGGCUCAGCACGAUGUCGCUAGCGGUGUCGAAGCAGGUGUGCGGUACGCGUCUGAUGGGGAUGGUUGCGGAAGGCGACGGCGCCGGCCUUACUUCGGCGGGGGGCAGCCCAAGUAAAAGACCUCGCAUCGACGCAUCUGACAUGCAUUCGAAGCACUUGGACACUUCGGCGGCUGACGAGGCCGUCACUCAACCUGAGGCUGGAGUCGAUCGGCCGGCGCCGAUCGCGGCCCACCCGUCACGCUCGUUUGCGGCUUCGCCCUUCUACUCGGUUCCCCACGUCUGGCAGCGCGCCCUGGAAGGUGUAUCGCCCCUCCCUCAACCCACCCUAUCCGUCGUCUACUUCUAUCCACCGCCUUUCCUCCUCGACACCGUCUCGACCCUGGCCGUCCACCGAUAUCUCCACAAUCUUGUGCGGAUUCGCAGGUUUUGCCGGACGCGGCUGUUCGAUCCAUCCAUGUCCAGUCAGCCCCUGACGAUCGCCGAAUGGCGCGCAGCGCUUUGGGGUGACUACGAGGUCCAUACGCAUCGCGCCGGCGGUCAGACCGAAGCGGAUGUGCGCCGCGCGCAGAAGCGGCAGAACGAGCGGAACGGGAUCAGCCGUCUUCUUGGCCGUACCGCGCUCCUUCCGUCGUACCGCCCAGACAGCACACCCUCGCUGGAGGGGAGUCCGAUUUCCGCCCAUGCGGCGGCGUCGACGUUGGAAGUUCGUGCCCGUCUGUUGUGGGAGGCUCACGAAGUGAACUUCCGGUGCGAGCUCAUGGCGCUCGACACGGCCAUCGUCCACCGCCCGGACUGGACCGAAAUGCUUCGGUGGGGGAGGGAGGCCGCCGUCUCCGGCAUUUGGGGCCCCGACACAUCCGUCGUCAGCGUUAUCCCGCCCGCAGAGAUUACGCAGGAGCCCUUCUGUUGGUCGACGCCUCCCGAUCCCUCCUGGCGCGACGUUCGGCGGUACCUCGCUCGGUUUCUGGAGAUCAUCACGCGCUGGCCGGACACGCCUAAGUCAUUGGUGGACGCGCGGGUCGAUCACGAUGACUGUACUGUGGAUUAUUUCGAAACCGUCCAGCGCGAAGCUGUCGCAUACUACGUACGCACUUUCGUGGCCCAUUUCCACCGUUUGCCCAUUCCUCCCAUACGUGUCCCUGCGAGCUUGUUGAAUUCGGACGAGUAG